This is a messenger RNA of Mycena indigotica, 1185 nucleotides long. RefSeq names its product Proline iminopeptidase. The coding region runs from base 1 to 1185 and encodes 394 amino acids. The record is from RefSeq and is a predicted model, not a curated record. Gene Ontology annotation, biological process: proteolysis. The transcript has 3 exons. NCBI's taxonomy places the organism in Eukaryota, Fungi, Basidiomycota, Agaricomycetes, Agaricales, Mycenaceae. Gene Ontology annotation, molecular function: peptidase activity.
AUGGUCACUGCGGUAAGCUUCUCCAUUGGUAGCCAAAUUAAAAAAUUCUCAACGGUUGUUCACCCACUAAGUAUACUAAUCGUCUCCCACAGGAAUCGCCACAGAGGUAUCUGCAAUCAGCUCAAUCUAACAGACGCGGCUUUCCAUCGCUCGUUGUUCAUCAUUGCCGUGACACGACACUGCCCACUGUCUGAUAUAAGCCUGUGCGUACCCAAGGUUGUGGCCAGCUUCCUAACAAUGUCCAACCCAGCUCCUUUGAAAACGACGGAAGGGGAGGUCGCAUUCAACGUUCCCGGUGCUGACAAGCCCUGCAAAACGUGGUACAAAAUUAUUGGGGAUCUCCAUGGCUCGCCUUCUCGUCGCCCGCUCGUAGCUCUCCAUGGAGGUCCUGGAGUCAACCAUGCAUACCUCCUCGUCCUUUCCGAUCUCACUGAACGUCAUGGAAUUCCGCUCGUCGUCUAUGACCAAAUUGGGAACGGCAACUCAACCCAUCUCCCGGAAAAGAUGGGCGACACAACAUUUUGGACGGAACAGCUAUUUCUUGAUGAGCUCGAUAACCUCCUCACACACCUCGCGAUCAAGGAUGCAUACGAUAUCAUCGGACACUCAUGGGGUGGAAUGUUGGGCUCCCGUCAUGCAUCAAUGAAUCCUGUCGGUCUUAAGCGCCUUAUUCUUGCGAGUACACCUGCCGAUAUGCAACUGUGGGUAAAAAGCCAGAACGAGCUUCGUGCGCAACUUCCCGAAGAUGUUCAAGCCGUUCUCGAUCAACACGAAAAAGAUGGCACGACGGAGAGCGCUGAAUAUCAGGCCGCCGUUGGUGUAUUUUACUCUAAGUUCCUGUGCCGAAUCGAUCCAUUACCGGAGCCUGUUGCUGAAGGUUUUGGGUGGAUUCAGAAGGAUCCGACUGUCUAUCUUACGAUGAAUGGGCCAUCUGAAUUCUACAUCACUGGUCCACUCAAAGAUUGGUCGAUACUAGACGACGCCGGUAAAAUCCAGACCCCGACCCUUAUUUUGAACGGUCGGUACGACGAGGCGCAGGACAUUGUGGUCGCUCCAUUCUUCGAAAGUAUCCCCCGUGUCAAGUGGGUGACGUUCGCUGAGUCGAGCCAUAUGAUCCACUUCGAAGAGCGCGAGAGAUACAUGCAAGUCGUUGGCGACUUUCUUAUGUCUGAAUUCAAGUUGUAG